This is a messenger RNA of Candida dubliniensis CD36, 579 nucleotides long. RefSeq lists its product as uncharacterized. The record is from RefSeq and is a predicted model, not a curated record. Lineage: Eukaryota; Fungi; Ascomycota; Pichiomycetes; Serinales; Debaryomycetaceae. The coding region runs from base 1 to 579 and encodes 192 amino acids. The transcript has a single exon.
AUGUCAGGUAUAAAAAUCAGCUUGAAGAAGAAGAAUCUAAAGUUAAAGAAACCAAAUGUGAAUAUUUCAGCACAAGGAGAUGACCAAUCUCAACCGGAGAAGAGACUAAUUACAACAUAUUCAAAAGAAGAUAAAAGUACACCGACAAACGAAACCAGGCCAAUAAUAGCUUUCAAGCAACCACGUAAAAGCAUUUUACAAAAGAAGAUUGAAAUUGAUGAGAAACCAAUACUACCGUACGGGGUAACAACUUUUGAAAAAGUGGAGACUACGAAACAAUCAAUGAUUAAAGCCUUGGAAACAGAAAAUUCUGAAGAUGAGUCUAGCGACAAUCGGAAAAUACCAAUCGAUGAAUUUGGUGCUGCAUUUCUAAGAGGACUUGGUUGGAAAGAGGAGGAAGAAAAGACGAAAGACAACAACAAAUCCACCAAUCUUCAGAAUCUAUCACACAGGAAACAAGGAAUCACAUUAGGAAUAGGGGCGAAACCUAUAGAUGAAGAGAUAUUACAAGACUUGAAUUCUACAGAAAAAGGUAUUCCAAUCAUAAAACGACGUAAAUUAAACCAUACAAAUAAAUAA